This is a messenger RNA of Thamnophis elegans (Western terrestrial garter snake), 4207 nucleotides long. It is a transcript of the gene SLC22A17, whose product is annotated as solute carrier family 22 member 17. The coding region runs from base 409 to 2064 and encodes 551 amino acids. Lineage: Eukaryota; Metazoa; Chordata; Lepidosauria; Squamata; Natricidae. The record is from RefSeq and is a predicted model, not a curated record. Gene Ontology annotation, molecular function: transmembrane transporter activity. Gene Ontology annotation, cellular component: membrane. The transcript is spliced from 10 exons. Gene Ontology annotation, biological process: transmembrane transport.
UUGCGGAAAGGCGCUGCGCCCGAUCCCAGAGCCUUCCCUUUUCCCCUCCCCCGGGCGCGCAGAAGCUUAGGAUCGCCCGUGGGGGCUAGAGCCUGGGGCUCGUCCCCUGCCUGCCCGGCUUGACGACGCCCCCUCCCCAAAUCCGAAGCCCCAACCCCUUGCUUGGCCGAACUGCGUUGCGUUCUAUUCUAAUUUGCAGCGGGCGCCAGGUUGGAGAUGCGGGCUGGCUAAAGCGAGCCCAGGAGGCAGCUGCGUCGGGCCGGGGGCGGCGGCUCCGGGUGGAGGAAGAGGCGGCCUUGGGGCGGGGACUGCCGGCUUCCUCGGCCUGAAACUCCCGGGCGGUGGCGGCUGGGUUUCGGGGAGUCUUGCGGCCGUCGGUGGGCGCCCGCCUGGCGUUGGACGCUUCCCAUGGACACCAGCCCCCCGGUCCCAGAUCCCGGGGGUCCCCGAAGGGAUUUUACCACCUCGGCUUUGGAGGUGGGCCCUCCCUCCUUCGAAUGGCUGUUGGAGCGCCUGGGGGCCCGGGGCCAACGUCGGCAGCGCCUUCUGCUGGCUCUCAGCUGUCUUCCCUGCGUCCUUGUGGGUUUGGCCUUGGGUUCAGACGCCCUCUUCGCUCUCACCCCUCUGCAUCAUUGCGGGGACUCCAACGGCACCAAGCUGUCCGAUAACACCACCUGUCAUGGUCCCCAUGGUCAAAGUGGAGACUCUGGGGGACUCCCCAUCCUCACCAGCAACCCAGUGACAGAGUGGUCCCUGGAUCAUUCUGGCAGCUGGGUGAUCCCUCUGGAGCAGAUCUGUUUCCUUCUGGGCUUUGCAGCAGGAGCCGUUUUCCUGGGUCACCUGGCGGACAGUGUAGGGCGACGGAGUACUUUCCUACUGACGCUGGCUCUCGGCUGCCCCGUGGGCUUCCUGGCAGCCUUCGCCGCCUCUCCCUCCGUCUUCAUACUGGGCCGGUCCCUGUGGGGCACAAUGCUGGGUGCCAUGCAACUCGCCCUCUACAUUACCCGUUUGGAGUUGUGUUGUCCUUCGCAACGGCUGCCGGUAGCCAUGGCGGGAGACCUCGUCCAGGUGGGAGGGCAAUUCCUUCUUCUGGGCCUGGCGUGGGUCUGCGGCGGUUGGCGCAUUCUACAAGGGGUGAUCUCAGCCGGAAUGGGGGUUUGCCUGCUGUAUGGCUGCCCAGGGUUAUAUCCGGAAUCUCCCCGUUGGCUCUUGGCCACCCGUCGGACAACUCGGGCCAAGGAAGUCUUGUUAGCCCUGUGCCAAGACGGCAACACCCAGGAAUCCGAGACCCGGGAGGCUCUGGAUGAGCUGGACAACGUUUGCCAUCUGCCUGCAGCUGCCCAGAUUUCACUCCGCACCCUCCUGUCCUGCAGGAACAUCUGGAAAAACAUUCUGAUCCUUGGUUUUACCACAUUCAUAGCCCACGCGAUCUCCCACUGCUACCAACAGGCCUGGGAGUCGAUGGACGACCCACGCGCCAAGUUCUACUUCCCCUUCCUGUUGUCGGCUGGCAGCGCCGGUCUCGGCUGCCUCUUUCUGUGCCUCACCGUACACCGGUAUGGACGUCGCGGGAUUUUGCUCCUCACCACCACCCUGACUGGCAUCUCCUCUCUGAUCCUGCUGGGGCUGGGAGAAUAUCUCAACAACACAGCCCGAAGAACGUUUUCCAUUCUCGGACUCUUCACUUCCCACACAGCCGGCUCCCUCAGCAUCUUCUUCGCUGCCGAAGUCAUCCCUACCGUAAUCAGAGGGAAGGGUCUCGGCAUCACGCUGGCCCUGGCCUCUCUCGGAGGACUGAGCGCCCCGCUGUUGCGGGUGCGAGAGCAGCACGGCUCCUUCCUCGAACACAUCGUCUUGGCCUCCCUCAACAUCCUGGCGCUGCUUUGCCUGCUCCUGCUGCCCGAGACUAAACGCAAACCCUUGCCCGAAAGCUUGCACGACGGAGAACUUUACCGGAGGCCCUCCCUGCUCCGGCGGGCCGGCGAGUCCGCGCGCAGGGACUCCCACGGUGUGACACGGCGAGACGACGUGCCCUUGCUCUCUACCCCGAAUCCCGUCAGCUGAUGCCAUGGCGGGCUCGGUUUGAGCCUCGACGGGUAGGCUCGUCUAGCAAACGCAAGAGCCGAAUGGAAGCCAGGAGGAAGGGGGGGAAAUUCAGAUUCGGGCUUUUUCUGUUUCUGAAGUUGCACGAAAGGAGUCACUUCAUCUCGGCUGCCCCAUCAGCAAAAACUCGUUUAUUUAAACGGACGGACUUAAAUUGGAAACUAGGAGUCAUAGCUAGUUGCCCCAUGAUUAGCUAGCGUAGCGUCUCUCAAUUUUGGAAACUUAAAGACGCAUGGACUUCAACUCUUUAACUGCCUGUUGCCUUUUUAAAAAUUUGCAUUGCAAACUUGAGGAUGGUGGUGUGGGGUUUAUUUUUUCCCCCACUUCCUUGAUAAUUAACAAAAUUAUGUUAAUUUUCAUUCCUUUUCAUUUGGACGGAUAAUAUUAUACGCCCUUGGGUGUCCUGCGGCCUGCCUUGAAAAUAACAGAAAUUAAAUAACAGACAAAAUAGAAAAAAAAAUACAUAGUCCUAGACGUAGGAGCAUAAUGGAAACCGAAAUUACGGUUGUAAAUCGUGCCGGUCAUUAAGUGGGUGACCAACUUAAUUUCACCACCUUUUUUUGGCAGUGUUCGUUAAGCAAAUCACGGUUGUUAAGUGGUUAAAUGAAUCCAAUUGUCAAGCCAAUUGUCCACCAUUUUUGUUCCUGGAAAACGACCUGGGGAAUUCUGGGAGUUGAAGUCCCUACAUCUUCAAGUGCUUCAGGUCAAAAAACACUGAAUUUGGUAGCAGCAAGGAAGAUUUAAUGUACUCGCUAUUGAUUUACACUAGAGACGAACUGAAAUCUUAAAUUUAAGACAAAUUUCAGUCGAGCAGGCAGACGAUUCUCGGCGGACUAUCGAGGAGAGAAAGAAAAAUCUGAAAAUUUGCUCCCUGGAAGAGAAUUUUUAAUACCCUUUCUGCUUUCGGCAAUGGAAAGAUUUGGGGGGGCUUACAAACUCAAGGAUACAGGGUUAAGAGUUGAGUGUCGAAAUGCUUAGCUAGGAGGUCAAGCUAAUCCUCCAUUUUUUAAAAAAAGUUCUUCGAGGGACGAUUUGGGGGUUUGGUGUGAGAGAAUUCUGUUUUUAUUUCCGUUUUACCGAUACUCGACACGGGAAUUAGGGCCCGGAGUCUACCGACUUGACGUCCAAGACAGGAUUCAACCUAUGCAUUCAUCUCGUUUUUAAUAAUUGUGUCCGUGACACACUUCUCGUUGCAAAGGGCUUGCGUUCAGGACAUUGGACCAGAGGUGACCAAAUCCUCAAAACGAAGACUUAUUUCAAAUCCUUCCCUCCCCGAAAGAAACCGAUGGCUAGAUCAGACGAGACGAGCAAUGUUCUUCGUUGCACGGACAGUGACUUUUGGUCUGGGCUCCCAAAAUGUCCAAUCGUCACCUUGGGCCGAUAAAUUCUUAAUUGAAGCUCGCAGCGAAGAGAAACUGAAAAGACCGCUGUCUACGAAGACGACGUCAGCGGUCCGUUCCCCCAAUCCCCAAAACUGGAAUGUACAGAUAGUCCUUGAUUUACGACCACCAUUGAGACCCAAAUGUCUGCGGCUAAGGGAGAGUUCAGCGAGUUUGGCACCAUUUUCUUGCCACGGCUGUUAAGUGAAUCGCUGCAGUGGGUCAAUCGGUAACAUGGGAACUCCGCGAGACACGGCAACGGUCGUAAAACAUGAGUCAGGAAGCCUCUGAAUUUUAAUCACGGUGAGCGUGGAGAUGCCGCCCACGGUUGUACUGUAAAAAAUGUCGCUUUUUAGUUGGACCUUCGGUCGCUAAACCCACUGUUGUAAAUCGAGAACUUCCCGUAUCUUCCAUUUUUAUGAUCGGUUGCAACUCAUUUUGGGAGGGACCUCAGAAUGAAUAGCGGGUUUUAUUACCGAGGAAGAAGGGAGAGAUGAUGGCUGAAGUAAUGGUGCAGCGUCAUGCCCAGGAGGACCACUCAGGCCGAUGCACACGUGUGUGUGUAAACACUACCCCUUAUUUACUCCCGCGGGAGUUAAACAUGCAACCCCCCCCAUCCCCUAAGCCCCCGAGUAGACUCAAACUUUUUUGGACUGCUUUGUAACCUUGAAGGGAAAUAAAACACUGACUGUUAAUAAGCUAAAUAAAAGGAAAUAUAUAAUCAA